AUGAAAUUCACCCGACCAUCCCUCCUCGCACGCCAUCUGAGAGUCCACUCGAGGGAGAAUCAUUUUGUCUACCAAUGCUGUCGCAAGUGCAUCCCAACCAUGAGCCCAUGCACUUCUCACCAACGCCUUCAUACUGGUGAGAAGCCCUACGUGUGCCAGGUGUGUGGUCACAAGUUCACUGCAUCAUCAUACCUCAUUUUCCACAACAAAUUCAAGCACCCACCUACUUCUCCUCUUUCUCCUCUUCCACAUCCUCAACCCUCAACCGCAAUUCACUCUUCACGUGGCUCCACCUCAACACAUGUCCAGCCCAAGUAA
Rodentolepis nana is the source of this 318-nucleotide messenger RNA. The record is from the annotation of a GenBank genome assembly. NCBI's taxonomy places the organism in Eukaryota, Metazoa, Platyhelminthes, Cestoda, Cyclophyllidea, Hymenolepididae.